UGACGAAGAGCAACAUACGAGAAACAGCUGUGAACAGCGACAGAGCGGCUAGCUGAAGUUUAGUACAGUUGCAGUGUGUUAGCUGUCAGAAACAUUUGAUUUUUGGAUUUAUAAGCGGAGAAGACAAGAACAGCAAGAUUAACUUGCACGUUGUGUCAAUGAACUGAUACGCAUUUGCUGCGGCUGCCUUGCCGGCCUGACGCACAAGUUAUAUUUAGCCUAAUAGCUUGCUAGUCACACAGCUAGCCGUGUUAGCUGCUGUAGCUCUAGCUUAGCUGUCUGUCACCCGGGUUGUUUUGUUCUCUGUAAAAGUGGCACCUUGUUUUAUAACACAUGAGUGUGUCGCUGGUCGUUAUCCGUCUGGAAUUAGCCGACCAGUCACCUUGUCCACAAGGUUUCCAGUACUCCGCCGUUGAGGGCAUGUCAGAGAAAGAUCUGCAGGAGAAAGCUCUGGGUUUAGCCAAACACACUCUGAGUGGAAAGACUGACCUGGAGAGAGCAGCCGUCCUGCACCAGCACAUUGGCAGCAGAGCGAUGGGGGACAUGGUUAUAGAAACCUUUGAACCCAGCCCAGAUAAGGGAGGAGGUGAAGAGCCAGAUGGUGAACUUCAGGAUGCAAAGACUGAAGCAGAAAGUCAGGAAGGCACAGAGGGUUCACAGGACAGCAGCACUCCAACAUCCACCACUCCAGACUCCCCCUCCAAGCAGCUGCCAGACCAGAUCUCCUUCUUCAGCGGGAACCCCUCAGUGGAGAUCAUCCACGGUAUCAUGCACCUGUACAAGACCAACAAAAUGACUUCCCUGACUGAGGAUGUCAGACGCAGUGCGAUGGUGUGCAUCCUGACUGUCCCAGCCACUAUGACCAGUCAUGACCUCAUGAAACUCAUGGCGCCAUUUAAUGAUGUCAUGGAACAUAUGAAGAUCAUACGGGACUCCACCCCCAACCAGUACAUGGUUCUCAUUAAGUUCUGUACACAGGCAGAUGCAGACAGUUUUUACACAGCCUGUAAUGGCCGUCAGUUCAACUCCAUAGAAGAAGCAGUGUGCCAACUGGUGUAUGUGGAGCGGGCAGAGGUUAUAAAGUCUGAAGAGGGAGCCAGCCUACCUGUGAUGGAGCUGACCGAACUACCAAAGUGCACUGUGUGCCUGGAGAGAAUGGAUGAGUCUGUCAACGGCAUCCUCACCACUCUCUGCAACCACAGCUUUCACAGCCAGUGUCUCCAGCGGUGGGAAGAUGCCUCGUGUCCCGUAUGUAGGUACUGUCAAACACCAGAACCAGUUGAAGAGAACAAAUGCUUUGAGUGUGGAGUACAGGAGAACCUGUGGAUUUGUUUGAUCUGCGGUCACAUUGGUUGUGGCCGCUACGUUAGUCGGCAUGCCUACAAGCACUUUGAGGAAACGCAGCACACUUACGCUAUGCAGCUCACCAACCACCGUGUCUGGGACUACGCAGGAGAUAAUUAUGUGCAUCGGCUCGUGGCCAGUAAGACUGACGGGAAGAUGGUGCAGUAUGAAUGUGAAGGAGACACUUGCCAAGCUGAGAAAAUUGAUGCACUCCAACUAGAGUACUCAUACCUCCUGACGAGUCAGCUGGAGUCUCAGAGGAUUUACUGGGAGAAUAAGAUUGCUCAUCUGGAGAAGGAGACAGCCGAGGAGAUUAACAACAUGAAGGCAAAAUUUAAGGAGACGCUGGAGCGCUGUGACAACUUGGAACAACGACUGGGAGAAAUAACCAAAGAUAAGCAGAGCAUGGAGAAAAAGUGCACUCAGCUGAACAGUCGAGUGCUGAAGCUGAGCCAGGAGCUGAAGGAGGAGCAGGAGAUGAACUGCUGUCUCAGAGCCAAUCAGAUGCAGCUGCAGUCACAACUGACAGAGGAGGAACGCAAAGGAAAGGAAAAUGGAGAUCGUAAGGACGUGGCGAUAUCAGAGCUGCAGGAGCAGCUCAGAGACGUGAUGUUUUACCUGGAGACCCAGCAGCAGAUCGAACACCUGCCUCCAGAGGCUCGCAGUGAAAUCCAGGAGGGACAGAUCAACAUCCCAGCUGGUCCGCCAGACAGCGGUCUGGGCUCAGCGGGGGCAGGCCCCUCCUCCAGCAGGGGCAGGAGAGGCCGGGGCAGGAAGAGAAAGUAGGGCAGAAACUGUACAGCAGCCCCUCAGGGUGGACAUGUUUACGGCUGUACUUUUGUCAACAUGUUGGCAUGGUUGUGGCUCCCCAGAAAGCACUCAGACAGGACGACUUCAUGAAGAAAGAGUAAAAAGUGAUACUUA
Molecule: messenger RNA, 2268 nt
Organism: Amphiprion ocellaris (clown anemonefish)
Lineage: Eukaryota; Metazoa; Chordata; Actinopteri; Pomacentridae
Gene: brap
Product: BRCA1 associated protein
Exons: 13
Coding region: 334-2130 (598 amino acids)
Biological process (GO): protein ubiquitination; Ras protein signal transduction
Cellular component (GO): cytoplasm
Molecular function (GO): nucleic acid binding; ubiquitin protein ligase activity; zinc ion binding
Source: RefSeq, a predicted model, not a curated record